AUGGCGGGCAACGAAGGAGCGGUGUAUAAAGGAAAUACAAUGAGAGAAUUUGAGAGGCUAAGAAAACAGAGCAGUAGGUAUAGAGAAUGUGGGAUUCUAGAGAAUUGUUAAUUAUGUCUAUUGUUUUAUACAAGUCAGUUGUUAAAGGUACCUAUUGCAGUUUAUAUAAAGAAUAUAUGAGCAAAAUUAUUUAUAUUUGAAAAUUUCAAAAUUUACUGUUUUGGCAGCUCGUCUGAAGGACGUUUACACUGGACAAAAGAUGCAGAGCUACUAGAACUUGAACAAAAAUGUAGGUGGCCUUCUAUAUCUUCACACAUAUAUUGUUAUAUUAUUCCAUUAAAUAAAAUAUAUAUUUGUAUUGUUAUUUGUACAGAUCGAGUCCUAACUAAACUCAGUAAAGUGUAGACCCCAAGGAAUUGACAAUUUUUUACUUUGAUCUAUCAUUUAACCAUUCCCAAGGGGAGGUGUAAAAAACCAGAGGGGAAAUGCAAAAUUAUUUUAGGGUUGAUGUGCACUGUGCACCUCCCCUCAAAAAUAGCUUACCAUGGAGAAAGUGAGAAUGAGGUCACAUAUUCUCGAUUCCUACCUAUGAUAUAACAACUAUGAAACCUGAAACAAACUUUUGGGGGCCAAGCCGUAAUAUAUGUCUAAAACAAUACAAUUAUUUGAAAUAGAUAACAGAUUGUUAAAACAAAAGGAAGCAUUGUCAAAGAAAGUUAAUGAGACGUCGUUACUGAACCAACUACAAUACUAUGUUGAACAACAUAAUGAAGGUGAUACUUAGAAUACUAUGGGCGCUUUCCAUUAACUCAGCCAGAACGGUCAAAUUGUUGAAUGGAACACAAAACGUUUCGGCUUCUGACCGGAAUAUUUGGAUCAGAUUAGAAGGAAGCCCAUUUACGCUAGAUUUUCGAGAAACGUGGGCCAUAUCUUUCCAUUAAUACCGAGACAAAUUCUGAUCUAAGCGGUCUGGCCAUUAAAUGGAAAGCACCAUAUGAUGCACUCUACAUUUGAUAUUUUACCUUGUCAGUCAAUUUUUAUCAAAGUUAAGGCUUUAAUAGCUGUUAUUGUAAUUGAAUACGUCUAUGCUACGGACCAGUGGUAUCUGCAUUAUUUUGACAUGGAGACAAGGCUAUAGGGUCAUGUUUUGUGUUUUUUGACCCUUUAGCCUCGUUUUCGUGCAUACUUCCACUGAGAUACCGCUGGUUCGCCGCAGCGGCGUAUUCAAUUACGAUAACAGCUAUUGAUGUUGUUACUGUUUAUGAUUUGAAGGUGAAUUUGUGCCUCUUGGUGAUCUUGCAAUUGAAGUAUGUCAAAUUAAUUACAUUUCAUUGGAAAGAGUUUGUGUUCCACUUGUUUUUUCAUGUUUAAUUUUAUCAUGUUUAAUGUAGGACAAUCUAUUUAAGGCAGUAGAACUGGUGAAAAAGAAGAAGGUAUGCAUCUAUGGAAUAUUUUUAUUGGGGCUUCUUAGGGCAUCAGAGAAGUACAUUAGCAGUUUUUGUGUUUCAUUUUUUAUAUUCAAUAUGCAGUUGAUGGAGACCUAUAAUGCAUAUCGUUUGACUGGUCUGGCGUUUGUAUUGUUGGAUGAUAACCGAGUUCGUUUUUGUUUGGAUACAUUUUAUAGAGGUACAUCAACCCAUUUUAUAGAGGUACAUCAACCCAUUUUAUAGAGGUACAUCAACCCAUUUUAUUGAGGUACAUCAACCCAUUUUAUAGAGGUACAUCAACCCAUUUUAUGGAGGUACAUCAACCCAUUUUAUAGAGGUACAUCAACCCAUUUUAUAGAGGUACAACAACCCAUUUUAUAGAGGUACAUCAACCCAUUUUAUAGAGGUACAUCAACCCAUUUUAUAGAGGUACAUCAACCCAUUUUAUAGAGGUACAUCAACCCAUUUUAUAGAGGUACAUCAACCCAUUUAUAGACUCGGGUAAAUCAACCCAUUUUAUAGAGGUUUAGCCUUUCUCACGAUGACGAAUACUUGCCAUUUUUGGGUAGCAUCUAAUUCUCGUUCAACCAAUACAGACAAUUAAAACAAUGUGAAAAGCAAUUUUUCAAAAUAAACUAACCAUUUACAAAGCAAAUUUACCAUCAUUUGUCCAAAAAAUUAUAAAAAAUCGCCCUAAUGCACUCUACUAAGUACUUUAUUAUUUUACUCUGCCUAACGCUAAAUGAUUUCACUGGUCAAGCCAGGGCAAGGGGAAGAGCACUGGUACUCAAUGAUAAUGGGUUAAACUAGUUCGAAUUACAUAUUGUCAACUUGCGCUUUCUCUUCGUAUUAAAAUUUCUAAGAAACUGCAUUGGUUGCAUUCUCUUUUCUAGGGCAGUAUUUUGAGCCGUUUUAUAUGGAGAUUCAACUCCAGGACGAUAAAAUGAAGGUUGGAAAUUGAGUUUCUACGUUGAGUGCCACGGUACUAAAUAUGAACGGUUGAGUGAAUCUUUCAUUUAUAACUUUGAACAACUCUCUUUUCUAGAUAUUAAAACAUACCAUCCCGUUUUUCAUACCCCUUGAGGAGAUUCAUCAAAAAUACGAAAAUUCCGCAGAUAUUAAGGUCAGCACUCUAUAUACUCAGGGUGCGAUAAUUCAAGAUUUUUAGUCGUGCCUGACUGGUACGCCAAUGGUUGUUUCCGCGUACUUGCGCUAGUACAAACUCAGUACUCAAUGUGUACUUAUAAUAAUGUUCAUAAAGUACAGGUUUAUGAAUUAAAGUAUGUGCAGACUACGAGGUAGAAAAAGAACCACAAUUGCAUAUACAAACAAUCGACUCCAACGUUUCUUAGUGCCAGUCAAUCCAAUCAUGUUUCAUGCCAAGACAUCUCAGACACAUGACAUGAUAUACCAACUAAAUUACGGUAUUGAAUACCUUGGGCGUGGAAAGGUCAUGUGGUACCAGCAAAAAGUAAGUACGCAGCAAGAGUACCGCGUACCUAUACAUGGUACGUGGCUGAAAACAAAGAUGUACCAGACAGUUAUAUUGGCGUACCUGCGGCACGUACGUACGCGAAUUAUCGCACCCUGAAUAUUAUACUAAAACUUAUACUAGACUGGGAUGAGUUAAUAAAUCUCUUAUCACGGCUUUGAUAAAUAUCCAAAAUGACAUUUCAAUGUUGAAUUAGCUUUGUUUGAUUCCAGUAACAAUGUUAAGUUCAUUCAAACGAUCUUUUAGGUCAGGAAAAAAGUUUCGUGACACGAUCCUGUCUGGCCCGACUCAUAUACUGAAAAGCCCCUUACUGACCUUAUAUUACAUUGUCUAUAUAGGAACUGCUUUCAGUCGUAAGUGGAUACUUAAAAGCCUUUGUUUCAAGAAGGCAACAGGUUAGAAUUUAAAAGCACGAAGUCGUUUUAAAAUGCUUCAAAUAUUGUGCAAACAAAUAUUGGAUACUAAGUAUAUAAUUUACUUUACUCCAACAGUGUGUGAAGUUCAAAGAGGGUAACGAAGAUUAUUCUGUGGAGAAUUUUUACGCCACUCUUGCAUUUGACUUUGUGAAGUUUACAUUGAAGGUGAGCAUUUGUCUGAUUGCCAAUUUAGACUCUUAGCCAAUUUCCACCCAGGAAAAUUUCCCGCAGAAAGAAAAUUUUGUGAAAUGUUAUUGGCCGACACAUAUUUUCCAUCGGAAAAAAAUUUCAACUUUUACAGUAAAGGUCCAUUUCCACCGCUCAGGAAAAUUUUCCGCAGAAAGAAAACUUUGUAAAAUUAUAUUGGCUGACACAAAUUUUCCGUCGGAAAAACGUUUUGAACUUGAAAAUGUUCAACUUCAAACAAUGAUAUUUUUGGAAAAUUUUCUUGAGUGGAAAUGGGCCUUUCAGACUCCAUGAAAAUUUUCAACUUCAAAAUUUUUUUCCGACGGAAAAUUUGUGUCGGCCAAUCACAUUUUAUAAAACUUUCUUUCGCUGAAAAUUUUCCUGAGUGGUAAUGGGCCUUUACCGCUGGAAGUCUGGAACAAUACUGUGAGGGUAACCCUUACUGGACCUCUAGAACUGAUAGAACUAUAUCCAGUAUAAAUCAAGUUACAGUUUAGUUUACAGCUUUUCCCCAAUGAUCUCACUGCUAUCAUUUUUACUGCAGUGUUCUAGUGAUAAUUUUCCUGAUUUUGAAGUGAAACUUAAAUACAGCAGUCUUAACGAGACACUUCCAAAGAAUGUGGACUUAAAAUGUUUGGCUGACACAGGUACGCGCUAAUAAUUUUUUGCCUCAGUAAAUACAUAUUUUAUUUUUAUAACAAAUUUUACACUUGUUUGCUUGUUUUACAAUACUUAGAUGGGCAGGAUGUCGUAACUGAUGAUCUUCGAGCGAAUUUGCUGUCGUUGGAAAUGAAAGAAGCAAUUGUUGAAUUCACUGGCAUUGCCAGCCAAUCAUCGAUAUAG
This is a messenger RNA of Paramuricea clavata, 4364 nucleotides long. Lineage: Eukaryota; Metazoa; Cnidaria; Anthozoa; Malacalcyonacea; Plexauridae. The record is from the annotation of a GenBank genome assembly.